GGUCAGAUGUUGCUUUGAAACUGACUUUCCUUACUUUUGUUUAGGUAAUUACCUCCCCAGAUCGAUCACUGAUCCCCAUUAUUUAGGUAAGAUAGCUUUAACAUGAGUUGACUAUAUCCAUGGAAGGUAGCUAAGAGAUGCAAUCGAUGCUUUAACGUGCAACUCGUACUGAGUUCUUCCAAAAUUCAUCUUCCCUAUUAAUCUUUGAUGAUCAUCGAAGAAUCACUUUUCGAUCCUAAAAUAACUCUGUAUGAUGUUGAUUGCCGCUAUCAAUAUAUCAUGAUGAAAGGGAGCCUUACCUCAUGAUUUUUUAAGCUUUACCUUCUUUUAUCAAGGAUGAUGUAAUUUUUUUCAAGGUCACAAUUCCGAUCGACAUAUCUUAGAAUUACAGAGUAAAGUACUUGAAUUUAAGUCUAAUUUCAGUGAAGAACUGCGGGAUCGUGUGGUUUGCCUGGAACGAGGAGGCCAUCAAAACUUAUUAAAGAAUAUUAAAGAACUUAUUAUCUAGAAGUAGACAAAGCAAGAAAUUGUUAGUUCAUAGGUUCUUGUGGAAACAAAUAAUUUUUCUCAAAUUUGCUUGUCACUGUGACCUUUUACGAGCUAGUGUAUUCAAUUUGUACCGGUAGGAUUACUACUGAAAAGUGGUCUUGUGUAAUCAGAGGCUGUAGUGGUUGAGAAGCAGUUGAAACUGGAGCAGUUGAUCAGUAAGAUAUUGAAAAGAAAGCAAUGGUUUGUAGAGCAGCUUUUCAUAACUAAAUUAUUCCUUUGCAGAUCUUUCUUUGGUUCACCAAUCCUCUUUUCUAUAAUGGAAUACAGUCCUCAGUCCACAGCAUCGUCUAUUCCAUUUGACUCCACCACAACACUCACCAUGUCAAUGGCAGAUGAGCUUAAAUCUCAACACAGGCAACUAUUUAAUCCUGUCACACCUGACGUUUCACCACCCGCACAGACUAGUAAUGGGGGAUUCCCUAUAAGGGGUAAAGAAACAGGGGUGAGAUGAAAGAAUUCACAAAUUUACAUCUAUUGUUGCUUCUCUGUGGUUGUGCAAACUGUAGCUCUACUCUUAGCUUAAGCUUAACAGAUAUAUUAUCCAUCUUUUUGGAUCUAUUAUUUGUUUUCUUUGGUUUUAUUCUACCUGAAUGGCAGGGUGAAAAUAGAUGAGGUGACCCUCAAACUCCCCACUCCUUUGAUUUCUUUUCUCUCUUCCAUUUACUGUUUCUCAGUCAGUGUUAGAGGUAAGCAAUAUGACAAAUGCAGAUAUUCAGGAAAUGGAGCAAGUGAGAGAACACCUGCAACUGAUGCUGCAGAACUGUAAAGGAUUCACAGAUCAAAGUGAUUAUGAACAAACUCCAAGAACAACUACAGGUGACUAAUUUACUAUAAACACCUCUGCCCUCUUUUAAGCUGUGCAUUCCAUUCCUCUCAGCUGCUGAAGACAAAGGAGCUUGGCAGAGAAUCAAUUCAAGUAAUUCCAUAUAAGUGACAAACCCAUAAUUGGCCAUUCUUAACCUAGUGGCAACUUCUGUGUAAUAAUAAUCAUUCACAAGAACUUUGAGUCUAUAUCUGUCGUCAAAGUGUUAUUUUACUUAACUCUGACUACCUCCAUUAAACCAAUUGUUUUUCUUUGUUGCAGACUGUGAAACACAAGAAAAUGAAGGGGACAAAGAGUCUACUAUAAGUGUGGAAACAACAUCCUUGUUGCAGAGACUUCUUCCAAAUUCUUCCCCUCUCUCUGAAAUUCAGGUAAAAUGUGUGUCAACUGGAUUUCAAAGAAUUUUUUCUUCUGCUUUAUGUACAAGCUUAACAUUAGAGUUACUUUCAAACUUGAAGAUUCUAAAUGCUUUUAGUUUAUUUGUAAUCAAUGAUUAAAUAUAAUUAUUGAUGUAUAAUGGAUUAUGAAAUAUUGCUCUUGUGAUAGGUUCAUUUUCAAACUCCUGAGCAAGGCGCAUUAUCUCAUGAUCAACAUACCAGGCAGAUGGUGUCAUUUGCCAGUGACAGAAGGUUAAAUGCAAUUCCUACCAGUAAAGUCACCAAUGAGAAAACACUUCUGUCUGAAAAUUCCCUGCUUAGAGAUCAGGUGGAGAAAGAGAGGUUUAGGAGAAAGGUUUGUACCAGCACAGUACACUGAAUGAUGUAAUAUUUGUGCUACAGAGAUGCAGUUAGAUUAAGAUGUGUCAGGUUUAGCUACUUUACAUUAUCUAUCACUUUUUUAUAAGUGAUGAUGCUAGCAAGUAGCAAACUAGAAAUUGUCAAAUGUUGAUCAUCUCUCUUUGGUAGGGCUGUCCUUUUUACCUCUAUCAUGAAAUAAGUAAUUUUAUACUUGUUGCUUCUUUUCAGCACUGUGAACAACAAAUACAGGAACUUCAUAGGAAGGUAAGGCUGCUAUUAAUUAUUAGACAAAUGAUUCAAAAUCUGUUUAAAGGCUUAUUACACUCACAUGUCAAUGGAAUCAAAUAAUGGGAAAGGCUGGAUGAUUUUUUUGUCCAGUCACUUGCCAAACACUAAUAUCUGUUUUGAGCAAAGGCUAAAACAACCAAAGUCCCCAUAAAUGUUUUUGGUAAUAAUCCCUACAAUAAAAGAACUGAGGUCUGUGUGUUAUGUUUCCAAAGAACUCUAACUCAUUUUGAAGCCAUGUGUAGAGAUUCAACAUGAAUAUAUUUUACAGUAAAGUGUUUAAUUAAUGAUUCUUUGCUCACAGCUACUGGAAGCUCAGCAGCAGCUGGCUGUUGCAGUGUCCGCUGAGAGAAAAAAAGAUGCUAUGAUUGAACAACUUGACAAGGUUUGUGUAAAGUAAAACCUCUGUACAGGCUCAAGUGGCCCAUGGGGCUGGCGCUUAACUCCGGUUUCAUUAGCAUGAAGCAGCUUGGAGUAUUGCUACUCCCCCCUGGAUGGGAUGCUUGUCAAUCGCAGGGUUACCCCCAGCAUAUUUGCUGGUACCCAUUUGUACACCUGGGUGAAGAGAAGCACUGUGAGAGUAAAGUGUCUUGCCUAAGAACACAAGACAAUGACCCCAGCCAGGGCUCGAACCCGGACCACUCAAUCUGUAGUCGAGCGCACUAACCAUGAGGCCACCGUGCCUCCCUCAACCUUGACAAGGUUUGUAACUGUACUUUUUUACAUCAUUCAUAAUCAUCUCCAGUUAUAUGACAGAUUAACUGAUUGAUAAUAGUAUCGUGAGUUUAUUAAUUUCUGAGAGUGGUGAAAAAUUAAAAUAAACUGGCACAAAGUUGAAGAAACUAGCUUGGUAUUAACACAGAUCCUUAAAACCAAUAAAAUAUGUUGUGUUCGUGAUCAUGUUGUGAAUUCAACUGCAUUUUUUAAGGGGUGAGCACUUUUUUCUUUAGUGAUAUCAUUGUUCUGCUGCAGACUUUAGCUAAAGUUGUGGAUGGCUGGAAAAAACAUGAAAGUGAGAAGGUAGCCAUUAUCAACCAACUGAAAAUAGAACAGGAAACUGCAGAGCAGUCUCAGCAAAGACAACAGGAGGUGAGAAUUUUUUUAUGUUGACAGACAUCAUUGGAAACUUAGGGUUAUUUCUACAUGCUUUUCAAAUUCUAUAAAAUGGUUAAAUUCCAGAUGUUGCUCCAGUUUGAGAAAGAGCUGGCACAAGCUGUGGAGGCUUUGACUAAAGAACAGGAAAAAGCAGCUCAGGCUGAAAGAGAAAAACAAUCACAGGUUGUCAUUUGUAGAGCAGCUGUCAUGUUGUUUUCUUGUUUUUUAAACUUAUAAAAAUGUGUCAAUACCUAGAAAUUAUUAUGCUGCAUGAUAUGUCUUCUUGCCAAGUGACCCAUACUUAACACCUCAGACUCUUCUGAGAAAGCCUUGAAGAUAUUAGAUGAGUAUAAAAUACUGUGUUAAUCACAUACAUGCAGAUCUAUGUGCACAGUGUCAUAGGCGUUUCUUGGUGCUGCUUAGUGGAAUUUUUCUUCCCCAAAACCAUUCUUCAUAUGCCAAGUCAACUUAGGUUAAGAACAAAUUUCAGCUCAAGCAACAAAAGGAGGAAAGAAACAAGUUACUAGAAUGCCUGUCAAAUGAAAAAGAAGCUGUGUCACGAAUGGAACAGGAGAAAAUUGAACUCAAAAAAGAAAAAGAAGAAGCUGAAGAGAAAUAUGUUCAGACAGAUGAGGCUUUGAAGGAGGUAAGAAAUGAAUGGAUUUCAAAACAUGUUGUUGGCCUAUAAAUAUUAAGAAUAUUAGAACUCAAGAGGCAGUUUUGACUCUUUCAUUCUCAGGAUUCCAAGGAUUAACCUAACAAUUGUUAACCAAAAUAUCAGCACUAUGAUAAUCAGAGAGGUGAUGAAAGAAAACCAUUGACGAGGGAAUUUUGUUUGAUGUAGCAUUCACCAAAUUCUCAAAGAAGUCAUUGUCAGAAAUAUAUAAUAGACAAUAAGAAGAGAUGACACUGGGGUUGAAAUAAUAUUUAAAAGUUGAUGACAAUUCACUUUUUUUGUUUAGCACAAAAGAAUCCUUGAAGAACUUCAAUCAAAAUUCAGCAGCCUGGAAGCAGAACAUAAUGAUUCAAUGGCCAUGGAGAAGGUUCUAUAAAAUUUUAUCUAGUACACGUAUGGUAGAUCUUCAAGUUGUUAGAUGUUUUCAAUACUAAGCAUAUUAUAUCUGCAUUUAUACACUGUGGGAGGGUGUUACAAUUAUAGCAUAUAAGGUUCACUAUUUAUAUCUAUUUUUUUAUCCAAUAUUUAAAUUUAUUUGAUAGUCAUUGUUUUGUUAAUUUAAUCAGGAAAAGCUACGCAAGGAAAUACAGAAUACCAAGGUGAGUCGUCACAUUAGAUUUCAAAAGCUCUAGAACUAGCUACUGCUCUAGCUUUCUAUGUAGUGUUGCAAACUGUUUGUUGCCCUUUUGUAGGAUAGUCAAGUUGUCCUUGCCUCAGUUCAGAAAGAAGUACAGCAUCUUGAGAUGGAGCUUGAUGCAAGUAACAGAGAAAAGGUUUUGAGUAUAUCUUUCUGUAUCUAGUGCAGGAGAUAUCCAAAUAUUCUCUUACCAAAGCCAAUCUUGUGGUUUGACUCUUUUUUUUUAAUCACUUUUUUGUACAAUUAAGUUAAUUAGUGAUUAUUUAAUUAAAGUAGCACUUAUUUCUAUUGUAGCAUUAUGACCAAGAUUUCCUGUUCUACCAAAAGGUUUCAGAUAAUCUAAAGGAUUCACUCAGGGCCCAAAGAGACCUCUACAGUUUCCUAGAAUAGAAAUCUCUUCCACAACUUCUCUUAUUCACAUGAUCAGUAUUUUUAUUAGUUAUACUUGAAUGAAGAUUUUUUCCUGUUCCCAAAUGAUUGAGUUAAUUUUCUAUGUUCUGUAAUAUUCUAAAAAGGCUCUCUCCAAAUCUUAUUUCUUUGGUUGUUUUUAACUUUUAGGAGGGUUUGAAGAUGGAGUUACGUUUGAUGGAAGCCAAACAUGAAGCAAAUAGAACCAAAGAAGAGACUGAAAGGCAAGCUGAACUGGAAAGAGAGGUCAAUUGUUAAUUGUUGUUGACAAUAUUCCUGGAUUACUUAAUAUUCGAGAGCAGCAUUUUUUCUGGAAUACUUUUUAGGCCAGACUAAAAAAACACUGUGAUCAAUGACAUUUGAUAUUAAUAUUUUUCUCUCUCAUUUUGCACUUGUCAGAUGACUCAGCGGCUGGAAGAGAUUCAUGAUCAAAUGUCAAAAACAGAAUCAGAAUUAAGGGAAUCACACAGAAAACAGGUAUCUCAUGGCAUACUGAUGUUAGACUGCAUGAUAGAUAACCAUAGAUGUCCUGGAAUUUUUUGUUGACAUUUUCCAGGACUGGAAAGUCCUGGAAAAACACAAAAGGUCCUGGUCCUAAAUGUAUGUAGAUGGUAAGGAGAAUUGAUUUUUAAAUCUUGGGGAUGAAAAGGUUGAGAGUGAUAUUUGGAGUCUUGAAAAAAUCAAUUUGAGUCCUGCAAAAGUCCCAGAAAGUCCACAGAAUUUGUUUCUGAAAAAGGGCACUAACCCUGAAUAAGGUGAUGUCUCUUUUUUAACAGCUUCUGGAGAUGAGCAAGAAACACAAAGAAGAACUUGAACAGCAGUUGGGAAAAUUUCAUGAGGUUACUUUUAAUUACUUAUUAAUUGAUAAUAUUAUAGUAGAAGUAUCCCUAGUCAUAAUUUCAUGUUAAAGAUACAAGAAAAUUGUUGAAAGUAGGGUACAAAUCUACUUACAUCCAAAAACAUCAUGACAGCUCAUCUUUUACACAUAUAUUCUUGAAUAUAUAGUAAUAUAUCUACAUAUUCUUUUUAUAUAUUUUUUAAAUGUAUAUAUUCUUUUUAUGCAGGAGUUGAAAAAAAAGGAAAUCAAGGUGAAGUCUACUACUGAUGAAUAUAAAGAAAGGUAUUUUAAUUUGAAUUCUCAACGAAAUCAUUGUUUUCAAUUUUUGUCAAGAGAUAAGAUUUGAUAAAUAUUCCAGCCUGAAGGUUGAAAACGUGUAACUCUUUGGUUCCAGAAUCAGUGCUUUCCAAGAAAAGAUGGCUUCUCUCUCAAACUCAAGGCUUUACUUGGAGAAAGAAAGGUGAUCACAUUGAUGAGGUUAUUGUUUAAUAAUACUGUAACAACUGUAAUUUUUUUUAAGUCAACUACCAAUAUCUCUAGAAUAGAGCAGUUUACUGCAUUCUUGAUGAUUAUGUUUUGGUCACAUCUAAUAAAAAUAUUUGGAAUAGCUCCAAGCUGACUAAUGAUCUGGUUUUCAUUACUUUCAUUGGUACUUAGACAGAUGCUGUCUGUGCGUCUACAGCAGAUGAUGCAGUCUCACUGUGAGGAAGCCAUCAAGCUGUUGAAUUCCAGUACAACUUCAUUGUCCCCUCUGUCUGAAACACAACAGGUAUUCUAUAAUUAUUCUCCCUAAGAGUAUACCAUAUGCUGCCUAGAAUAUUAAACAAAAACAAUGUGAAAUAUCCUCAAGAUAAAGAACAGUAAGCUCAUUUCUCCACUAAGAUUGUCUGAGUGCAUAAAUAUUUUAAUUUCAGCUUGUACACAAUCAAAGCUCCUUUGCGAAGAAUGUCAAGGAGUCAAACUCUGACUGGGAAAAAGACACAGGCUACCAGCUUGGUAAAGGACCAAUCACAGCAGCUCUGUUUCAAUCUUCACAGGUACAUCAACACCAGCAGAAGAUACCUGAUGAAAUCUCAGCAAAUUAUGUAACACCUAAAUUAGCACAUAAUAUCAGCCAUGACAGUUCUCAGACUGAUAGUGGCAUGUACUCAAAGAGUUAUCUUAGCAACAAUGGAGACAUGGUUAGGCAUGGGAUGCUAUCACAUGACCAGUCUGCAAAUCCAGACUUUUUUCCUCUUCACACUGUCAAUGAUGACAGGACUGUUAUUGAGGGACAGGUAAUUAGUUUUAAGCUGUAGCUCACCUUUCCUAAAAAUAUAUUACUGGCUGCCUCACUGUCCUCUUUACUGAACCAUGAAUCACACUAAAAUGGCUAACUGUAAUUUGCAAAACGAAAUGAGACAAAAUGAAAAUCUGUAAAUUUGUCUACAAAGUGGAAAUGUGCUAAUGAUUUGCAAAUUAGAAAUCUGUAAUUUGAAAAAUGGAAAUAUGCUAAUGAUUUGCAUAAUAGAAAUCUGUAAUUUGCAAAAUGGAAAUGAAAGAAGUGCACAUGCUUGGAAAUCUGUGAUUUGCAAAACAAGAACCCCCACAGAAAAUUCCACAAGCCAGAAGAAUGAAUUGAUCAGUUCACCAUAAGUGUGGAUUGCAGCCUGCCAAAUAAUACAUUGAUUACACCUUAUAGACAGUACAGCUACAGCAUCAACUAACAUUUCAAAUUACUUUUGUGCUCUAUGGCCUAAAAAAUGCAUUGAGUUAUUCACGAACUUAGUAGAGAUUUCGCAAAGUUCACCACACAGAUUUUUUAUUUCUCACUUUUUCUAGUUGUUUUUAGGUGAACUUACUGAUUCAUUCUUUUGGCUUGUGGAGUUUUUGGCAGGGAUUCUCAUUUUGCAAAUCACAGAUUUCCUUUGGGCAAAUUACAGAUUUCUAUUUUUGCAAAUCAUUAGCAUAUUUCCAUUUCACAAAUUAAAGGUUUUUGUUUCGUUUUGUUCUGUUAUGUUUUGUUUCGCAAAUUACAGUAAGCCUCUAAAAUGUUACCUGAGGUGUAAUCUUUUGUGAACUGUAAUUUAGAUUCAGUAAUCAAUAAAUUAAUAAUUUAUUUUCAUUUUCUGUAUAGUCUGUGAUCAAUGGAGAUGCUUAUGAAGACAGAGAAGAAACACUUCUCGAACAAGAACUAGAUACAGAAAACACAUUACUAUCAGUAUUUCAUCAAGACAACCAUCUUCCUAGGUGAGACAUCUGUGGGACUCUCAACAGUGUAAGCUUUAUUUAGAGUGUCUGCUUAAUACUGGUGUAAUAAUUAAUAGUAAUUAUGAAUAAAAAAAAGUUUUUAACCUGAAAAAGAACAGAGUGAGUUAUUCAGACCUAAAUAAAAUUGUAUUAAUUGUUGAGCUAUUUUCAUGAUAGAGGUCUCAUGUAGUAACAAAUUAAAGUAUGUAGUUUUGUCCACUAGAAGUGUCUAUUGAAUACAGGUUUCACUGUGUCAAGGGAUACAACUAACCAAAAACUAGAGUUUUGAUUUAUUUAAAAGAGGUUUAUGAGAAAGGUAAGGCCUUGUUUAAAUUUUAUGAAAUUUAUAUUAUUAUAGUCAUAAUCAUUAUAUUCUAAGUUGCAUGAAAACAUUUAUAGACUAAUAAAAGUGUUCUUCUUGGAAAAGGACAUUUGCCUAAAUCUCAAAUGUAUGUGCAUGAAUUAUGAUGUAGUAAAUCUGGUAAAAUUUGGAUUUUUUUUGUGAUUGACAGGAAUGUCUCCCCUGCAGCUGUGACUGAGGAUACCAUAACAGAGAAACUUCAGCAGCAGGAAUCACGCCAGGCAGAAUUAAACCACUAUGUGAAAAUGGUGAAUGUUUUCAAAAAAACUGUUAACACUUUGUUUUGUCCUUUGUUUUUUUACUCUGAAUUUGUUUUAUUACUGACAGACACAUUAUUCUAACUUUGUUAUCUUCUAAUGAUUAAGGAUGGUAUUAUAAAAUGCAAUGAUAUGACGUGGUUGACUUACUGAUUCAGUAUACUUACUCACAGCUUCUGCAAAGAUCACCUGCAGAUCAACCCUAUAAGGUAACAUAGACUCUUUCAGAAAAAAAAACUGGUUUCCUUAUUCUUUUUUUAAAUUCAAAGCUUUGAUUUUUAAUUUUCUUGCAUCUUAUUAUUUUUACAGCAGGAAAAAGAUCACCUCCCUAAUGGACUUAGGCUGAUCCCUUCAUCCAGUGAUGUGCAAGGUUUGUUUGAUAGCACUUCAGUCAAACCUUAUUCUACAAAAUAUUUCUGUUUUCUUUGAAUUUGUUAAAAACCAAAAUCCCUACUACUUAAUAUUCAAAACCUUUGAUUAUUUAUUUCCAAUGAAUUAAAUGCUUAGUUUGAAUAAAAUCCUAUGUUUAUCAGAAGGUUUAUGGUUUUUCACUUACAAGGGUCAAUUUACUCUCAAAGUUGGCUCCUUUUGGAAAUUGCCAACAAGUGUGAGGUUUAGUCCUAGAGUUGAUGGGUCAGUACUGAAGAGGUUAUUUUCCUUUCUAAGUGAGAUUUUUACAUCAGGCAAACAGUGUCAUCUCUACAGCUAUGUGAACUUACUUACAAUUAUGUAUGUUGAUUCUCUUCCUUUGAACCUCAGACAGAUACUCUAACUCUUCCUCAGAAGUAAUUUCUCCCAUUCAUUCAGAUGGUCAGUUUGAGCAAAGACAUCUGAUGUCCUCACACCACCAUUCAUUCAAAGACUCAAGUUCACAUUCCUAUCAGGUAUUCCACUUGGUAAUAUACAACACCUCUCAUGGACCAAGAAGACAGGGCUAGGGAUACAUUUUUGUAUUUUCAUUGUGUAUCUAACUGGUUUAGGAAUGAUUUAAAGGCAUACAAAAUGGCUAUAAUUUACUGACACUUGGGGAAAACAGAAACAAUUAUUUCAAAAUCAUUACUGAGUCACCAGCUCUUUAUCAAAAAUAAUUCAAAGAAAACAAAAUAUUUCAAUUUCCAUUGGCUCAUUGAACCUUGAAGCAAUUGACAAUAACUAAUAAGAGGUUUUUGCAAAAAAAUUAGCAUUUAAGUUUAGCAGGUAUGCAGUAGGUUAAAGCCAGUUAAAUCAACCAAUCAAAGUGCACAUUGUAAACUCUGAUCACACUAAUUGAUGUUUCAGAAAGUGUCCUCAAACUCUAUCAUAUUCUAGAAUGGACUCAUGUUUCUUCUAAGUAAAUUCUGUUGAAAUUUGGCAUUCUAAAUUCUCCAAAGAACAUGCACAUUGAAACAUUCAUGGUGUGACCCUGAUCAUUUCACAGGAAGUUAAACAUAAAGCACACCCACCACAAGCUGCCUUCACAAAAACCACAGUCACACCAGGUACACUUAGCAUUCCAAGCCAAGCCAGAGAAGAUGUUGGUAUUACAAGUCAGGUAAUUGUUAAAUUGUGUGACUCAAUAGUGUUUGUGUUUACGAAAUAAAGUUUUGAAGAUAUUAGGGUUUGGUGGUCCUUCGUAAUAUCUCUGUUCCAAUUUCAAUUUAAUCAGGUACCAUUACAUGCACCACACACUCGAAUAGGUCAAGUUGCACCUCACACACCACCCCGGAGAGAACGAGACAGUGAUGACCAUCAUCCUCUCCCAGGAGCAUUAACUCCUCACCAAGUUGGUCAGCUGUCUAGAAUGCUUGGACUAUUUUCAGAACCCGGUCAGCCACAGAUUACAGCUGAACAACUCUUCGCUUACCUCAGAAGAGUGCAGAACAAGUGAGUUCUCCUUUAACCCUUUAACUCCCAAGAUCUCAUUAGUAAUUCUCCUUACUGUCUGCCAAAUGAUUCUCAUUAAGUUAGUUUGGAGAAUUUGGUUUCCUUAACAGGAAGUGGCUAGGAGUAUUGUUACUCCCCCCUGGAUCCCAUCACGGGGUUACCCCCAGCAUAUUUGCUGGUACCAUUUGUACACCUGGGUGAAGAGAAGCACAGUGAGAGUAAAGUGUCUUGCCUAAGAACAACACAAUGACCUUGGCCAGGGCACUAACCCAGACCACUUGAUACGGAGUCAAGUGUACUAACCAUGAGGCCACCGUGCCUCCAUAAUUGAUAUUUUUAUUUAUUCUCAUCACUUGUCUGUAUGAUAUUGUAUAGAUAUAGUAAGGAGAAAUUCUGCCUUGGUCACUCACUGGAGUUAAAGGGUUAAGGUGCACAUUGUGACCUAAAAAACUAGUUAUUUCCUUUGAAAGCUAAUCUUAAAGUGGUCAGAUUUAAUUUUUCCAUUAUUAUAAUUGUGACUGAAAAUCAUUUUAAGUAUGCUUUGUUACUGGCUAUAUUCCCCUAUCAGCAACCCAAUGGGUAACAGUCUCACAACAUCAGCAGCAUCAAGCCCAGUCAGUACCAAGGCCCACAGCACACAUGAGCACCAUGUACUGGGACAUAGUGUAAGGAAUUCUCCUUCCCAGGCUCUGCAAAAACAACACAUGAUAGCCAACAAGGCUAGAAGAAGUCUGGACACUAACUCUCACAAGAGACAGGUAGCAAACUGCAGUCACUGCUCCCAUUAA
Messenger RNA from Pocillopora meandrina, 11546 nucleotides. The record is from the annotation of a GenBank genome assembly. Lineage: Eukaryota; Metazoa; Cnidaria; Anthozoa; Scleractinia; Pocilloporidae.